AUGGUGGACCUUUGGGACACGGAUUUGCAUAACGCCAGGACUCUGGUGAGAGUCGCCAAUGAUUAUGCCAGUUUGUACAGUACGCAGUCAAAUAAAUCAGAACACCUUAAAUAUAUUACAAUAAUAAGGGCAAAAGUGGCCUCCUUGAAGAAAGCAGUAAACAACCUGGAAAUUAUGCUCAGUGACAUGGACUCGCAACCUGAAAACGUAGCCUUGAAACAAGCCAGGAGACGCGAUUUAGACGAAAUAGUAUUUUCAGUUCGCUCUCUGGAAUUAAUGCUAAAGAAUACUUCCACCGAAAACAAUUAUUCUCCGACCCGGUAUAACAACACGGUGUUAAGUCCAACUGACGUUAACAAUAUGACUAAUUCCGACGUAUCCUACUAUAGAGAUACGCUGAUUAAGAUGCAAGACGACGAAUUGGACCUUUUGGAUACCAGCGCAAGUGCAAUUAAAAACAUCAGCAGUAACAUAAGAGACGAAGUAGGACUGCACAACAGAUUACUAGGAGAUGUGUCAACAUCAAUAGACCAAGCAGACUCAUACGUAAAUCGCAACAGAGAUAGAUUCAAUGAGAUCAUACUGAGAAGUAAUAAGAGACAGUUGAUGUUGAUCAUUAUGUUUUUGGAAAAUACAUUUAAAGAGGAGGAAAUUAAAGGAUACCUGGCGAAGGUUAAAAAAUUUGCAAUUUCAGAAGAUGAUAAGGCUAGAAUGAGGUCAUUGCAGGAUUCUACAUCUAUUAGUAGUAAGAAAGCUAUUAAGGUGGAAGAGGAGGACGUAGAAACAUUGGCAGAUAAGGAUGAGUUAACAUUCGAAGAACAAGAAUCAUUAUUAGAAAAAAUGGAUAUAUUGGAUACAAAAAUGACCAUUUAUGAUGAAACAAGUGGCCGUGGAGAUAGCUCUAAACACAGAGUAACUGCCACAGAUGAUGCUGAUGAUAACAGUAAUGCACAGGGAAAGGAAUCCGAUGGUACUGGUGACGCUACUACUAUGAGAGCUGAUGAGAUACAGCCUGAUUACAAGACAAUACUGAUUGAGAGAGAUGGAGAAAUUGAUUUGAAAAGACGAAAACUACCAUGUUGUAUGAUGGAACAGGAGAUAGUGGACUCAAUUAGAAAUCAUGAUGUGGUCCUAGUGACAGGGGACACAGGAACAGGAAAGUCAACACAAAUUCCACAGUUCUUGUACGAAAAUGGAUUCUGUAUUGAUAAUAAAAUCAUCGGAAUAACGCAGACGAGAAGAGUAGCAUGUAUGGCAAUAGCAAAGCAAAUAGGAAUGGAGUUGAGUUCGAGGCAUCUAGUAGGAUACCAGAUAAGAUAUGAUAAGAGCUACAAUGAAAGGUCGUGUAAAAUUAAGUUGAUGACGGAUGGAAUACUGAUUAAUGAGUUGAAACGUGAUAUACUAUUGAGUAUUGAUGACAAAGAGGGAACACAUGAUUACUUUAGCAAAUACAGUGUGAUUAUAAUCGAUGAGGCACACGAAAGAAAGAUUAAUUCAGAUGUAUUGAUUGGAUUAUUAUCGCAAAUCGUUAAACUGAGAAGGAAGAAAUACAGGGAAAAUAGAGAGAUGUUGCCACUGAAGUUGGUGAUAAUGAGUGCAACGAUAAGAAAGGAGGAUUUCCUGGAAAGUAAGCUGUUUGAAAGGAUAAAGCACGUGCACGUGCCGUCCGAGCAGGUUAAUUAUACAGUCCACUAUAACAAGAGUACGCCGUCAAACUACUUGGCUGAAACUAAGAGGAAGAUAUUGCAAAUACACAGAAGAUUGCCUCCAGGAAGCGUACUGGUGUUUCUUACAGGAAAGCAGGAGUUGUAUGACCUGAAGAGGCUCUUACUGAGUAGUAGACGCAGGAGAAGUGUUGGCACUGAUGCUACUGCUACUUGUGCUGGUGCUGGUACUGAUGCUGGUACUGAUGCUGGUACAGAUACUAUGGGCACUGCUACUGCUACUGGUGCUGAUGCUGAUCUUGAUCCUGGUGCUAAGGCUACUGCUACCAUUACCAGUACGACCACUAACAAUACAGAGACGAAAACAGCUUCAAUAAACAGGAAUUCAGAUGUCGAAGAAGUAAAGGAUGACGAUGAGAUAUUUGAAUUGAAUGAAGAUGAGGAAUAUGUAGAUACAGAUGCGGAUGAAAAAUUGACUGGAGAUUCAGAGGAUGAAGAACGAUACUGUAAAAUUGAGUCACAAGUGGGAGUAGAAAGGAGUGGUGGUCCAGAAAAAAGGGGAAAGGCAGAAACAGAUGACCCAGGAAAUCAAGCAGAAAAUAAAGAAAAGCUAGAAGUGGGAGAAGAGGAAUGGGAAGAAUACGAACUUCAAGCAUUAACAGACAAUUACAAGAAGUCAGUAGAUUGUAAAUGGCUAGGAUCGGAUGGAGGUGGAAGGUUAAAUGUCAAAAUACUUCACGCUUCGCAGACUAAUUACCAACAGAUGAACUGUUUCAUGUUGCCUGAUGAUGAUGAAAGAAUAGUAAUACUCUCGACUAACGUGGCAGAAACGGCAAUUACAAUACCAAACAUAAGAUACUGUAAGUAUUUGAAUACCAUUGAAGAGUUAAAUAGAUACGUGGUUGACUCCGGCAAGGAGAAAAGGAAAGUGUUCAACAACGACAAGGAAUAUGAAAACUUUGAAAUCUUCAACAUCUCAAAGUCGUCUGCAAAUCAAAGAGCAGGACGUUGCGGAAGACUGGGGCACGGACACUGCUAUAGACUGUACACGAACGCAGUGUUUGAAAACACGUUUCCAGAACAGUCGCCAGUGGAAAUACUGGAAACGAACCUGUGUUCCAUGGUGUUGCUCCUGGUGUCAAUGGGAAUCAACCCUCACAGUUUCACGUAUUUGACAGGGCCACCAAGAGGACACAUCGACAACGCAAUAAGGGCGCUGGUGGUACUGGGGAUCAUAGAAGUGGAUCAAAAGGAAACGAAGAGGAAAAUGGAUGAUAAUUGUAUGUUCAAUGAUCCGUUUCUGCUAACGCCUGACGAAGUAACAAGUAGUGGCAAUGGAGGCAGUACCAGCACCAACGCUGACUAUCGCAGGAGUAAACUGGAGGUGACGAAGCUGGGAAGGUGUGUGUCACUAAUGCCACUGGAGCCCAGAUACGCGAAGAUGAUAUACUGCGUACUGUCCAGGAGAGUGAAGAGCGUGAACUUUAUAUCAAUGGCAUUCCUAGUUGUCGCAGUUCUCUCGUUCAACGGGCCAUUUUUCAUUCAUUCAAACAUGUCAGGCGACGCAGUGGUAGAUCAGCUGGGCAGUGCUGGUGCAGGAAGGAGCUGGACGAACGACCUGGAAAAAUAUGUCUGGCUGCUGCGCGGAUACUCAAGGGCGGAGAGCAAAGUUGGCUUCUGCAACAGCCAGAACGUUAACCCGAGGGCGCUGGCAGAAGUGUUUUUGCAGGCGAACCAAAUACACCAAAUCAUCAGCAUCAACUUCCCAAAGUUGUCAGUGAAAGUGGAUUUCGAACGUUUGGAGAAGCUGAAGAGGCAGGAAUUAAGCGUCUUGGGAGAGUGCGUAGUAGAGGGACUAGUAGACAGAGUGGCAGUGGGAGUGCGGCACCUGGGAGCAGAGUACGCGGGCAGCGACGAGGGCAAAAGUGUUAACAGAAGCUAUCGGUGCGCUAAAAUGGGAGUGGUGCCGGUGUACCUGCCAAGCAACUACCCGAAGCACGAGUGCGUAGCGUACAACUACCUCAUGGGCGACGAAAGAAUAAAAAUGUGCAACGUGGUACCGGUGAAUCCCACACACCUGGCGGUGGUGAACAGCAAACUGGUAACGUCGAGAGAAAUCGAAAGGAAUCCGGAGCCUCGCUACGAAAACGGGGCAGUUUGGGCGUACGUGAGGCGGUACUACCAGCCGCUGAGCUACUUCCUCACCACGGCGAAGACGAAGCUGCCGGAGGAACACCCUCUGGUACUGAGGACGUUUUCGGCGGCGUUCUGCUUCGGCCAGAUUUACUCGAAGCUGGCGGAGUUCAGCGACAGGCUGGCGGUAGGGAAGGGCGACUUUUUCGCGCCCGUGGGCAAGAGGAGCGUCCUGCGGAGUUUUAUCGCAAAACUGCAAAAGUUCGGAGUGUAUAAUCGCAACGCAUUCGAAUCUGUGUAUAAAAGGGACAGGAAGUUCCUGUUUGAGGAGUACAGAUCACUUCUGAGGGGAGAUGUGCCCCAACUGGAGGAGGUGUAUCAAGCUCUGCCCGUACAAAUCAACUAG
Molecule: messenger RNA, 4203 nt
Organism: Theileria orientalis strain Shintoku
Lineage: Eukaryota; Apicomplexa; Aconoidasida; Piroplasmida; Theileriidae
Product: DEAD-box family helicase
Exons: 14
Coding region: 1-4203 (1400 amino acids)
Biological process (GO): maturation of SSU-rRNA from tricistronic rRNA transcript (SSU-rRNA, 5.8S rRNA, LSU-rRNA)
Cellular component (GO): intracellular anatomical structure; nucleolus
Molecular function (GO): RNA binding
Source: RefSeq, a predicted model, not a curated record